CAGGUAAAAGACAAAGUUGAAUCCAUAAUUGGAGUGAGAACACACGUACGACGGUUCCAUCCAUUUAGUUUGGAAUAAUAUGGAUGUAUUUCAAGACAUGUUUGCUGAACGUGGUUGGACUGAUGAGUGUGAUAAAUUGCCAAAUAAAACAACUAUUUUUACCACGGACUUCAAUGGUAUUCCGGAAACAUUAGUAUUGAACGUUAUAUCAUGGCUGUUAUUGAUUGGAUUAUUUACCGUAUUGCGACAUCAGGCCGGUGACUAUGGCCGGUUGGCGCUUGUAAAUAGCAAUGGCAGUAAAAAACGUUGGACUGAAGUGUUCUAUUCGCGUGCAAGUAUGGUUGAUACGCCCCAGCCGCAAGCAACCACCAGUCGUAUGCAAAAUGGUGCCGAGGAAGGUCGUGGUAGUCUUACAUCGAAUGCUUCUGAACCCCCGUUGUCGCCCAUUCAUUCCGACCAAGGAAUUUUCGCUUGGAUUAGAAUAACAUGGAAACUACGCAAGGAGCAAAUACUGUUGCAUACCGGACCAGAUGCCGUUCAUUAUCUUUCAUUUCAACAACAUCUUAUGGCAGUAAUGGCUAUAGUUACCUUGGUUUCCUUGAUUAUCAUAUUACCGGUAAAUUUAUUCAGUGGACCUACUGAAGGUAGAUCCGAUCUCAAUGCGUUUGGACAUACAACAAUAGAGAACGUGCCUUACGAAUCGCCCUGGCAAUGGGUACACGUUAUCGUCACGAUUAUAUAUGCGCCGCUGAUUGUGCUGGUUAUGCGACGCUCUUCCGGUCGUAACGCCUUCAAAACAGCAUCCACGCGUACUAUUAUGAUAUCCAACAUCUCCGCAAGCGAUCGUAAUAAAACUGUUAUUCGUCACUAUAUACAAGAAUUGUUUCCGGAUGUGAAUAUCGAGGAUGUACAAAUUGCAUACAACAUAUCCAAAUUAGCAACACGAAAUGCCGAAUAUGAAAAGAUAUUAGAUGCACGAAUGUUUUGCGAACAUCAUCGUGACCGUGAUACACUACAGGUUCAACCGAAUUUAUGCUCCUGCGCUAAAGAAAAUGCAUACGCCUACUAUCAACGCGAAGAGCAAAAACUAGCUGGAGACGUCGCACGUUUGCGAGCUGCUGCACUUAAUGAACCACUUGGCAUUGCCUUUAUCACUGUUUCUACUGUACACGAGGCCCAAAACAUUGUUAGUCACUUUACACCUGGUACUUAUAGAAAGUGGAAUUUGGAGUUCGCGCCUUCACCAGAUGACCUGUUUUGGGAGCAUUUGAAUGUCAGCAAAAGUAAUUGGUAUCUCAAAUGGGGAGCCGUAAACUUCAUUCUAUUUCUAGCCCUUUUCUUCCUCACAACACCGGCAAUCGUGCUGAACUUUCUAAAUACUUAUGCCUUGGCUAAAGGCAAUAUAUACACGAUAUCGCCACUAGUGUCAGAGUUUUUGCCAACAUUGUUGUUGUGGACACUUGCAGCACUGAUGCCAGUGAUUGUCGCCUUCUCCGAUAAAUGGUUGGCACAUUAUACACGUUCUUUACAAAAUUAUUCGAUUAUGAUUAAGUGUUUUUGCUAUUUAUUAUUGAUGAUUCUCAUUUUGCCUUCAUUGGGACUAACAUCAGCACAAAAGUUAAUCGAAUGGUCAAUUAGCAACGAUACCAUACGCUGGCAUUGCGUUUUUAUGCCGGACCGCAGUUCAUUCUAUGUUAACUAUGUUAUUACGGCUGCUUUUAUUGGUACGGCACUGGAAUUGUUACGAUUUCCGGAGCUCAUCGUUUAUAUUUGGAUGUUGUGUACGGCCAAAUCGAAAGCUGAAACGCCAUACAUACGCAAAUCGAUAUUGAUCGAAUUUCCGUUUGGUAUUCACUAUGCUUGGACAGUAUUGGUAUUCACUAUUUCUACGGUUUACAGUGUUUCUUGUCCACUAAUAAUGCCGUUCGCAAUGAUAUAUAUCUGUUUUAAACAUUUUGUGGAUCGUCAUAACCUAUAUUUUGCUUAUGGCCCUUCAAAUAUGAUAUCAAGGAAUGGAGGAAAAAUUCAUUCGACUGCAGUCACAAUGACCAAAUCUGCAAUUAUAAUUCUGCUCUUGGUAAUGGCAAUGAUCUCAGUUCUACGGGAAAGAGGCAAUGCACGUUCCAUUAUACUUCUUAUUACGCUCGUGCUAACAUUGACAUUGUUUACGUUCAUGUCGCCUAUAAAACGUUGUGCGUCAGUACCCCGUCCCAGUGUUGUAGAGAUGGCUGGCCCAGCGCCAGUGUACGUGCCUGAAGUCUUACGACCGCGCGCAGCUGUUGCUUCAGCAGCGACGCACAAUCACGGCGCGACUAAUGGCGGCGGUAUUACAGGCUAUGGUUCAGAUAGUGUGUCCGAUUUUGAUAUUAGCUCACAAUGUAGCGUCAAUAGCGUAGAUGCUUGAAGGAGAAAUUUUGUUAAAAAUCGGGUCAUAGAUAGAUACGAAUAAAAAUCGAUAAUAAACAUUUUUUAAAGCCUUGUUAAAAAAUAUACGAAACUAAUAAUAUUUACAUUCGGAUUGAGGAUCACAAUUAAGGAAUUUACUGCAUUUAGUUCGCUUUGAUUUUACAAUUUGACAUCAGCAAAUGAGAUAAGUUUGAAAGUAAGUGAGAAAGAUUAGUUUUUACAGUACGACCUCCACAAAUGCAAGUAUGUAUGUAUAUAGAUAAAAAAUAUUUAUUAAUACAUACAUAGAUUCCAGAAAUUAACUCACAGGUAAUGUUGUUAAUACCGAAUGAUUAUUAAAAUAAAAAGUUUUAGUAAUUUUUUCUUCUUGAUUUCGAAAAGCCAAAAGACUUCUUCAACGAGAUCGCUACGCCGAUCGUUCGAUAACCUCAAUGAAAACGGGUCCACAAAAAUAGGCAAGCUUUUGUAGUGAUUUUGCUACAGCAAAAGCUUUAAUUAUACAUAUAUUACUGAGUAUUUUCAAACAGUCCAGAUUUCAUUUAGUUGCAUUCAAAAAGCUUGUUAAGACAACUCUAAAGUAAUACAUAGUCCUUGUCGGCCUACAAUUCUAUAAAAUGUAUCAUACAUCAGUACAUACGUACUGGAUAUCAUAAAAUUUAAGGCUCAAUCGUGGUUUUUCUCUUAUUUUAUUUUUUAUUUGCUCCGAUUUUUUAAGAUAUCAGUUUAAAUUUUAUGUACAUAUGUAUGUAUGUGCAUAUUGAAGAUGCAUAUAAUUAGCGACCAAAAGUACGUUUCAAUAUUGUGUUUGAUAAGAAUAAAUGUGAUAUAUUAAACAAAUUUAUAAAUAAAAACAUCACUUCGUUUGACAUUAUAAAUUAUAUUCUCUGGGAUCGUGUCCCUCAAUUAGGCGCUACUAUAAAUUUUGUAUUAACGCAGCUAUUACGAUAUUAUACUCACAGUAAUGUUAACAAACCAUAUUGUUUUAUUUAUCCUUUGAAGACACAAAACUGUUAUGAAUAGCAUAAGUAUAUUGUAAAUAGUAAGUAUUUAUGCAUGUGUACUUAUAAAAAAAGAGUGCGCAUCUAAGUUUAUACAUAAUAUUACACUAAAAUAAUGUUCUAUACGAGU
Messenger RNA from Rhagoletis pomonella (apple maggot), 3534 nucleotides. RefSeq names its product calcium permeable stress-gated cation channel 1-like. Gene Ontology annotation, molecular function: calcium-activated cation channel activity. NCBI's taxonomy places the organism in Eukaryota, Metazoa, Arthropoda, Insecta, Diptera, Tephritidae. The record is from RefSeq and is a predicted model, not a curated record. The transcript has 2 exons. Gene Ontology annotation, cellular component: plasma membrane. Bases 80 to 2404 code for a protein of 774 amino acids.